AGAAAGCUUUAGAUUGCUACAAAGGUCAAUAUUUAGCGAGUCACAAAAGAGGUGCUAAUUUUGAAAGCUAAACUUAAACAAAAGACAACAGGAGAACAAAAUGUCGAGGACUUUUGAGCGGUUGAUGAGUGUGGUGCUGGCGUUACUGGCAUCUACCUCGCUAUCUACCAGUCUACCUACCAGUCUACCUACCACCCUCGAACUGUCAGCCAUCGUCGCCCCACACACAUACCAGCAACAAAAACUACUUCUACUUCAGCAAAAAAUCCGGCAGCAGGAAAACCAAAGCCCCGAAACUGGCGUGAAAACCACCAAAUCUUGGGUUCUCGGUCCCGACAGCGAUGCAGAAAAUUUUGAAAUUGAUUCACGAAAUGUCGAUUCAGAAACACAAAAUUUCGACGUAGAGUCUAGCAGUCCCGAGACCGAUUCCCAAAACCGCGAAAACGAAUCGCCAACUCAAACAGAGUCCCGAAAUCCUGAAAAUGAUUCCCGAAAUCCUGAAAUAUUCGAAUCUUCGAACGGGACAAAGGCCGGGAAAAAACCGAACGUGGAGACUGAAGCGAAACUGAAAUCGGGCUACAGUAAAGUGACCCGCCAGUCCCCAACGGCCGGGGAAGACACAAACAUCAUCGUAAGUCCCCCGACCACCGCAUCCGAUUCCUCGGCCGCCAAGUCCAUGGACUUGAUAAGGGAAAUCGAACGGCAAAUCCUGGAGGAUGACGAAGCCGACGACGCCGAAGCCAAGGGUGAGUAA
Messenger RNA from Hyalella azteca, 754 nucleotides. RefSeq lists its product as uncharacterized. The transcript is spliced from 2 exons. NCBI's taxonomy places the organism in Eukaryota, Metazoa, Arthropoda, Malacostraca, Amphipoda, Hyalellidae. Bases 101 to 754 code for a protein of 217 amino acids. The record is from RefSeq and is a predicted model, not a curated record.